This is a messenger RNA of Cyprinus carpio (common carp), 619 nucleotides long. Its product is annotated as pyrroline-5-carboxylate reductase 1, mitochondrial-like. Gene Ontology annotation, biological process: L-proline biosynthetic process. The transcript has 4 exons. Gene Ontology annotation, molecular function: pyrroline-5-carboxylate reductase activity. The coding region runs from base 248 to 574 and encodes 108 amino acids. Lineage: Eukaryota; Metazoa; Chordata; Actinopteri; Cypriniformes; Cyprinidae. The record is from RefSeq and is a predicted model, not a curated record.
GCGCUCCGUUGCAAACCCCGCCCUCGCUGCAUAUACUGCGCUGAUUGGUUCAACGCCACAGCAUCUCGUCUCUCAUUGGUCUGUUCGCGCGUCACUCAGAGCGCCGUCCCUCUGCACAUGGAGUAAAGGAAGCCACGUUGACAUCAAUUAGUGUGUGUGUUUUUUUUUACAGUUUGAUAGACUAAAACACCGAACCGAAUCUUCCGUUCACCGUGAAUCUCGGCGGAGGUGUGUGGUCAUCAUCAGGAUGAGUGUGGGCUUUAUCGGAGCGGGUCAGCUGGCACAUGCCCUGGUCAAGGGCUUCACAGCGGCGGGUGUAAUCGCUGCAAACAGAAUCACAGCAAGUUCACCGGACACAGAUCUGCCCACAGUCUCCGGCCUACGGAAAAUGGGUGUCAAUUUCACUACAAGCAACAAAGAGGCGACACACAAGAGCGACGUUCUGUUCCUGGCCGUCAAGCCACACAUCAUCCCCUUCGUUCUGGAUGAGAUCGGUCCAGAUAUCGAGGACCGUCACCUGAUCGUCUCCUGCGCCGCUGGAGUCACUAUCAGCUCCAUUGAGAAGGUGCACUGAUCUCAUUAACAGCUCGUUUAGUUCUCUACACACCUGUGGCUUUAA